UGGUCGGCGGGACGGCGUUGGUUGGUGCUGUUGGUAGCUGCUGUCUGCUGUAGUUGAGACUCGCGGCAAAUUAAAUGUCAAUCCAAUUGYGAAUUUUAGUUUAAUUUAACACGAUGAUUACCGAAACUGAAACGCCAGAAGAUGCCCCGAAAAAAGCACUCAUUUACAUUUGUGGAGCUUGCCAAGCUGAAAAUGAAAUGAAACCUAAAGACCCGAUUCGAUGCAGAGAGUGUGGUUACCGAAUUAUGUACAAGAAACGAACAAAGAGAUUGGUUGUGUUUAACGCUCGAUAAACAAUCCCAGCAAUUUCAAGAAUUUGAAGUGUACAAAAACAACAAYAACAAGAUACAACAAACAACAAACAAUUUUAUUUAUUCAAUUGUUUGUUUUAAUUUUGUAA
Diuraphis noxia (Russian wheat aphid) is the source of this 400-nucleotide messenger RNA. It is a transcript of the gene Polr2K, whose product is annotated as DNA-directed RNA polymerases I, II, and III subunit Rpb12. Gene Ontology annotation, biological process: DNA-templated transcription. Lineage: Eukaryota; Metazoa; Arthropoda; Insecta; Hemiptera; Aphididae. The record is from RefSeq and is a predicted model, not a curated record. Gene Ontology annotation, cellular component: RNA polymerase II, core complex; RNA polymerase III complex; RNA polymerase I complex. Gene Ontology annotation, molecular function: zinc ion binding; DNA binding.